This is a messenger RNA of Amoebophrya sp. A120, 2032 nucleotides long. NCBI's taxonomy places the organism in Eukaryota, Dinophyceae, Syndiniales, Amoebophryaceae. The record is from the annotation of a GenBank genome assembly.
AUGCUGUGUCAAAAGUCGAAUACGGUGGCCACCGCGCAGAAACGGACAGUGCGGAUGAGGCGGAAAACAUACACACACACACACACACACACACACACACACACACACGCACACGAACAGGGGGCGCAGGUGUCUUUCUUCUUUUUUGCAUCCAGGGAGGUGCGUUAUUUGUGAAAGAAGGCUUUGUACUUUCUAGAAUGUUUCGUCAGUUCUGUACGAGAGAAAUAAUGAUGUGCUCGCUUUACAUCAGCGCGUUGGGUCGCCUACUUCGCGAAUGACCUGCCUGACUACAACAUCCCUAUAAUUGGCAGGCACCUUCGUUCGUGCAGAAGAGGCAGAAGGAAUUGGAAAUGAUCGAAAAGGACGACGGUGGCACCAUCGCUAUGGGCGGCCGUCUUGCCACGGAUUACGUGCUCUACUUCCAGAACAAGCAAGCGGCGAAAGCUCUAGGCGAACGCAUCAAGACCAGCCUGAAAUUGACGGCGGUGCAGUGGAAUAACAUCGAGGAGAACGCGCUGGCUUUUCCAUUAGAUGUUCUGCCCCCACUGUACGCUGUUCAAUUGCUGCACAAUUUCGCAGCGCUCGACAAAGACGAAUCGAACUCGUUAGGACGGGACGAGGUGGUGAGAAGCGGACCGGUUUUGUUCUGCCCCGCGAACGUGUUAAUUUCGGGCACCACUUUGGCCUCGAACACAGCAACCACGUCCGUCGAUGGGACGGAACGCGCAGGGGCUCAACUUGUUCACGCCGCGAACUCGAGCCUGUUGCUUGUGUCGUUUACGGAUUACGCUUGCUAUUGUAGUAACGUUCACUCCUGCAUCGGGCGUUCCCACACGUUCGCCGCGCUUGCGUCCGCACUGCACGAAUCGGAAUCCCCAUCGUCGACUUCGUUCACCCAGCGGAUGGCCGCAGGCGGGGCGAUUGUUAUUUCGGUCGCCAUCGGAAAACUCAUAAUGGCUAUCUAUCAGGUUAUCCACGCGGUGAUCACGUCGCCGUACUACGUCCAGGCAGCCAAGGCGGGGGUCCAUGUGCUGGCCAACCACGCGGGGGGCCAUCACUUGCACAAGCUGGUCAAUGCGGUGAAGCCCCAUUCCUUGCAGCACCUCUUCUCAACAAAUGACUUACAUAUGAAGGAUUUCCCAAGACUGGUCCGUGCCUGCAAAGCAGCUGUGCACCGUAUGCUGCAGGCAGCCCAUCAUGCUUACAACGAAAUCACAUUCGAGCACCUGAAGAAACUUUAUGGUUGAGCAUCGCGAAGCCAAGGCAGUGCGUUUGCACCAGGUUUGAUGUUGCCAUGGAACCGAAGAGCCACCACCUUGUCUUCGUCCGUUUGGUCUGUGAUUCGUUGUAACAGUAAGAUCAACAUGCGGGUUCUGCAAUCGACGCGACAGCCGCAGAAAAAUCGCUGUUACCUUGUCCUCAAAGGUAGUCUUGAGGGAUGUUGUUGUUCUUUUCUGUAACUGUUUCGUGAUGUCGCUUGUUCGCACGGAUCGGUCGCUGCUCCGAGUUUCGUGUUUUUCUACGCCAGGCAAUGAUUAUUAGCACCGCUGCUGCUGAUGUUGAAUUUCAUUUACAUUUCUUUUACCAACGAGUGCGAGCAUACCGAACGGUAAGAUUUAGCUCAUGAAUAGCUCCAGCUGCACUCUUAAAGUUCUGGAACGCCACCUCCGACUCCGACUCCCGCAGCCGAGCCGAGCCGUAAUGAGGCCCGGGAAGAACUUGUCAUGUAUGGUGGGACUUGUCAUGUAUGAGGCCCGGGAAGAACUUGUCAUGAGGCCCAGAAAUGUCAUGUAUUGCGGGAGGGAUACAAGCAUUACUGUUAGCCGCCUCUACUAGUACAGUAAGCGUGGUCGAGCUCUAGUUCAUGAAAAAACCGGCUGCACUCUUAAAGUUCCGGUACGCCAAUCCCCUUGCGUGCGUGCGUGCGUAAUAUUCUGAUCUGAUCUGAUACAAAAGUCCUAAAAAGUUUAAAAUUGUUUUCCGCUUUCGAGCUUUUGGGGCCGCAAGGUGCCUCGGGGUGCGGCAGGCCGGU